GAGGCGCUCUGCAGCUCUUUAGUCCGCCAAUAAACCAACUAAAGAAAGAAAGAAAGAGCUCGCGUUUGAUGUGUUUGUGUAUUCUCAGUGUUUUUCUCUCUUGAGUGUAAACAGAGUCUUGUCUUUAUUUUUUAGUGUUGAUGAUGAGAGAUGAGAUGUCCUGUAAAUCUACUGAUCAAACCUCCACAGAGUCUCUGGAUUCUGUCUGUAACGCUGGAGAACAGCAGCAGAUCCUGCAGACCAAACUCAAGAUGUGUUCAGUCAAACUCAUCGACUGCACGAACCUCAUGAUGAAGAUCAAAACUGAACCUACAGAAGUAAAAACUGAACCUAUAGAAAUAAAAACUGAACCUACAGAAGAAGAAUAUGAAGACAAUCAGGAUGGUCAUGAUUUUAUUCCUUCAGAUGUGAGGAGUGAAUUAUGUUUGGAUGGAGAAAUAACGUCCUCGACUCUUUCCUGCAUCACCGGUGGAAAGACAUUGAGAUCACAGAGACAUUUAGAGAGAAAACACACAGAACAGAAACUCUUCGCUUGUACCAGAUCUGAGAACAGCUUUACUACCUUACAAGAGAAAAAACGUCAUUCAGAAGAGCACAGAGACGAGAAGUUUCACUGUCAGCAGUGUGGGAAGGAUUUUGACUUCAUAUCUCAGCUAAAACGUCACAUGAGGACCCACAAUGGUGAAAAACCUUUCUACUGCACUGAAUGUGGCUAUUACUUCAGAACCAAAGGAACUCUUAAUGCUCAUAAGAAAAUUCACACAGGAGAAAAACCAUACGAGUGUCCUCACUGUGAGAUGAAAUUUAGCCUCAAACAUCAAUGGAAGAGACACGUGCGUAUACACACCAAUGAGAGACCGUAUAAGUGCCCUGAAUGUGGAAUAACCUUUAGGCAUUCAGAUUCAUUAAAAUCACACCUGAAUAUUCACUCUGAAGAGAAACGCUAUCAAUGUUCACACUGUGAUAAACGUUUCAGUCUUAAAACUACCCUUAUAGUCCAUGAGAGAGUUCACACUGGAGAGAAACCUCAUUACUGUAUUGUUUGUGGGAAGAGUUUCAGUCGACAUGAACGUUUAGUAAAUCACCAGAGAAUUCAUACAGGUGAAAGACCUUACAAAUGCUCUCAGUGUGAGAAGACGUUUAUGGAGUCAGGUCACUUAAAAGCCCAUCUGAGAGUUCACACUGGAGAGAAACCUUACAAAUGCUUUCAGUGUGGGAAGACGUUUACUCUGUCAGGUAACUUAAAGGUCCAUCAGAGACUUCAUACUGAAGAGAAACCUUAUCACUGUAAUGUCUGUGGAAAGAGUUUCAAUCAACAUGGCAGUUUACUGAAACACCAGAAAACUCAUACAGGUAAAAAACCUUAAAAACCUCUCAGUGUGACAAGCGUUUACAUGAUCAGGUCACUUAAAAUCCCAUGAGAGAUCUCAUACUGGAGAAAACGCUUACGUCUGCUCGAUCUGUGGAGAGAUAUUUGCUCUCUCUAGAAUUCUUCAGCAUCAUCAGAAGAAAUUGAAGAACAAACUACACUGAAAACAUCAUAGUGCCUUAAAGUCUUUACACGCUGACUGCGUAUAUUCAGCGUGAGUGUUUGACGCAAUACCACGCUAGAAUAAAAACAACUGAUUUUUAUCAAUGACUUUACAUUGAAGUUAUUUGCUGUACGAAAAAACUAACUUUUUUUCUGACCACUGUUUAGAAUUUCCACCGUACACAACAUUCGGACACGACUGUGGGAGUUCACCCCUAGUGCCAGUCAUCAUGAAAUCUCAGUUUAAUCGUAAACCCGUGCCAACAUGGGAGAGAAGCUCCUUCUAGUGCAAGAGCCCUCAAUCUACAAAUAUUCACUAUAGUGGAAUAUAUAAAUGAAUACAAAUGAGUGAAACACUAAACAGCUAUACAUAUAUGACAAAGACCAGCAUGAUUUUUGGAGAAAACAAAUUAAAUUUUAAAAAUAAUAUUACAUUAAAUUAAUUUAUUACUAAUCAGUAAUGAAUCAUUUUGAACACAUUACUGAAAUUGUUACUGAAAUAUAUCGCUUCUGGUCGGCAUAUCGCAUGUGGUGUAGUCGCAGAAGUUACACUCUUCUGGGUUAUCAGUCGUGGUUUGUUGUGUACAGUGGAAGGGCAAGCUUUAAAGGAACACGCCAACUUUUUUGGACUUUAGCUUUAGGGACUUUAUUCACCGUAUCCCCGAGAUUUAGAUAAGUCCAUGCAUACCUUUUUCAUUUCUGUGCGUUCCGUAAAGCCCGGAAUACACUGCAGGAUUUUUGCCUUCUUAUAAGAUCAUUAACUUAUCACACUGUGCGACAUGGAUUGUUUAAACUCUGGUACGACAGGCAUGUAGACUGUACAAUGAUGACACGGAAGCUCCAAACGCUGCGUCACACGUUGCGCAACGUCAACAGCAUGCGCUCGUGGUAAAUAAAUACCAGUAUGCAGGUCGUAGCAGCAAACACACUGUGCAGUGAUCAUGCCGAAUUUCUGACACUGUCAGAAAACUAUCGUAGGCUAUCUUUGGACGCAAGACCGGAAAAACUGUACAACAUAGGAUCACCGACGAAGAGCCCCGAUAACAAAAAUCGCUGCAAUUGUUUCACGAUGGCAAUCUUUCAUCUGGGACAGCCAAUAAUCGUGCAGUGUAUCCCGGGCUUUACUCUGUCUCUGUCUGACGCACUCACUGCUAGCCUAGCUUAGCACAAAUACUGGAAGUAAAUGGCUCCAGCUAGCAUACUGCUCCCAAUAUGUAACAAAAUAACGCCAACAUCUUCCUAUUUAUAUGUUCUGAUUUGUAUAGUCACAGCGUGUACAAAUAACAAGGUCAUCUGUACACAUAUAAAUAAGAAAACGCUGGUGUUAUAAACCCCUAAAACUCUUGGCAAUUACAAUAAGGUUACAGCACUUUGUGCUUGAACCCCUAAUAAAGCAGCAAUAAUAAUGCUUAUAAAAAUGAAUUUAUCCCAAGCCAUGGAAAUCUCAUGCCCCACCAGUGUUAGAAUCAAUCAAAUGAUAUGAUAAAACAUUUUUUUUGCUUCUUAAACAUUAUUUAAUAUAAGCAACCCAGAAAAAUAUUUCCAAAAAGGGCUACUGAGAUUACCACGGGACACAUAAAGUUACAUAGAUGAUGCAUGUGUCUAUUAUAUUUUUAACUAUACCAAUUACUAAUUUUAAAAAUUUGUAUUUUUAUCGGUUUCUUAAAAUGAGUUUUUACAGCUUUUUACUGAAUGAUUCACCAAUUACAUUGUCAUAAAAAACUGGUCCACUGGAGUGAACAUAAAUGAUGUGAGACUCUGGCUCUGACCAAUCAGAAGACCAAUAAGACAGGAGGUUAAACAAUCAACUUUGAGUUUGUUUAUGAAGAGACAUUGUAAAGCAAUAAAACCUUGGUUGGUGUUGUUAAUCUGAUUUGACCCUCAGGUGGGGCUGCUAACACACAUUUAAACCUCGUUGAUCUCUUCACUACAAAUUCUUUCACCCUAAACCUUCCUCCCAGCCUUCAGGCUCACAUGAUUGAGUAUCUGCUGAAUAUAUAUGAUCUUAUGUAUAAAUGUUGUUUUGACUGAGAGUGCAAUUUUAUAUUCAUGUGUGGUAUCAUUUUAAAGGCCAUGUUGUGAUGGGUAAAAAUGUCUAAUUUCUAUAUAAGUCUAAAAGAAACUGUACCAAAGUUCAGAAUUUAUAGCAUAAUCUGCACUUCUGCGGGAGGUGUGUCCUCCUGAGGAGAUCUAGUUUACAGAUGGCUAACAAUCCCAUUUGGUGCCCCUUCAGGUCACGAGAACCUGACCAACCAAAUUUGGGACUUUUAUGAUUCUCUAUCUCAUGACUCAGUGAGGAUUCUGAAAUUUGUAAACAACUGUGUGUGUAUUAAAUCAUAAUGGAUGUACUCUGUAGCCAGUCUCUGCCUGGUAUGUCUUUGUAACGUUUGCAACUGUUGAUACUUUUUAAAUAUAGAAUUUAAUCAUAUUCUGUGUUGUAUUCUUUAAUUGAUGCUUGAAGUUGAAACCUGCCUGGCACAAAAAAAUUGUUAUUAUUGAUUCAUUUUAAUUUUUCAGAAAUUGUUAUUUCCAGUAGAUUAGAAUGAGUCUGGUAUUACAGCAAAAUAAGUAUGUCAGAAUAUAAAGGAAGUUUUAAAGGUGAUUGGAGCUUGGGGCACAUUCACCAGGGCUCCCUGAUUUAUGUCUAUCACCUUACUUAGCAAGUUGCAUGAUCAUGACUAAAGUAACUAUUUUUAUGAUCUAAACCAAGGUCU
Misgurnus anguillicaudatus (oriental weatherfish) is the source of this 4245-nucleotide messenger RNA. The record is from RefSeq and is a predicted model, not a curated record. Lineage: Eukaryota; Metazoa; Chordata; Actinopteri; Cypriniformes; Cobitidae.